CAUGGAGUAAUUGUUCCCAUUUACUUUUUGCAGGCCCGCCAAGCAGCCCCUUGUGUGCUCUUUUUUGAUGAGCUAGACUCCAUUGCAAAGGCUCGAGGUGGGAAUAUCGGAGAUGGUGGUGGUGCUGCAGAUCGUGUCAUCAACCAGAUCCUGACAGAGAUGGAUGGCAUGUCCACCAAGAAAAACGUCUUCAUCAUUGGUGCCACCAACAGGCCAGACAUCAUUGACCCAGCCAUCUUGCGCCCUGGCCGCCUGGAUCAACUCUUCUACAUCCCCCUGCCUGAUGAGAAGUCCCGGGUUGCUAUUCUUAAGGCCAACCUGAGGAAAUCACCAGUUGCCAAGGAUGUCGACCUGGAUUUCCUAGCUAAGAUGACCAAUGGCUUUUCGGGGGCUGACCUGACAGAAAUUUGCCAGCGUGCCUGCAAACUGGCCAUCCGUGAGUCUAUUGAGAGUGAGAUCAGGCGAGAACGAGAGAGGCAGACCAAUCCUUCCGCCAUGGAAGUGGAGGAGGAUGACCCAGUUCCUGAGAUACGCAGGGAUCACUUUGAGGAGGCCAUGCGCUUUGCUCGACGCUCUGUCAGUGACAAUGACAUCAGGAAAUACGAGAUGUUUGCGCAGACUCUACAGCAGAGCCGUGGCUUUGGCAGUUUCAGGUUCCCAUCAGGUAACCAGGGUGGUGCUGGUCCGAGCCAAGGCACAGGAGGUGGCAGCGGGGGCAACGUGUACAGUGAAGACAAUGACGAUGAUCUCUACGGUUAACUCACUAUCCUCUGUGGACCAAAGUCCACAUCAGACCGUGUUGUACAGGAAAAAAAUCCAGUGUUCAGUGGA
This is a messenger RNA of Falco peregrinus (peregrine falcon), 831 nucleotides long. RefSeq names its product transitional endoplasmic reticulum ATPase-like. Gene Ontology annotation, molecular function: polyubiquitin modification-dependent protein binding; ATP hydrolysis activity; ATP binding. NCBI's taxonomy places the organism in Eukaryota, Metazoa, Chordata, Aves, Falconiformes, Falconidae. The annotation marks the transcript as partial. Gene Ontology annotation, cellular component: VCP-NPL4-UFD1 AAA ATPase complex; cytosol; nucleus. The transcript has 4 exons. The record is from RefSeq and is a predicted model, not a curated record. Gene Ontology annotation, biological process: retrograde protein transport, ER to cytosol; autophagosome maturation; mitotic spindle disassembly.